GAUAGAAUCUUCAUAAUUGGUAAAGAAGAAAAGCAAUCGACGAAAAAAGUAAAAACGGUAAUAGUGAUAAUAACAAGAGGAAAAUAAAGUGAUGGUUACCAGAAUUACAAUACAAAAGUGAUAAUCGACAGCUACUGCAAUGAAGAAUUUCCUCGUGACAGUGCUUCUGUGCUCCACCUUAUGGCGAUCACCGACGCUGGCCGCCGCAGCCUCGCCGGCAGCUGAUCUCGGUAAUGGGGUUAGCGCUCCUUCUGCCGCAGACCUGAACUUUCUGGAAGUCUUCGCCGACGACUCGAUUCUGGCGAAGGUCCUUUCGGGAGACAUGAGUCUGACUGAAGCGGCGAAGAAGGUGCUGGCGAUGGAGGAGGACGUGGAGGAGGUGCUGAAGGUGGCGCCGAAAGCCCUCAUGAAGGUGUUGGACGAAAACCCCGAACUGUGGCAAAACAGCGCCAGGGUUGUUUACGAGGCUGUCACUAAAAAUCAGGUCUCGGUCCCGUUGGGUAACGGGUCGAUCGCCAGUAUUGUCGGCUCGGUUCUCCUCUCUGCCUUCUUCGGAAUUGCUCUCUGGAUCGCGUUCACAGCGUAUCUGAAGGAGAUUCAGACUUUAAAAAGGAACGAUUUCAUCCAAGAGGACUCCAUAUUCAGCAACUUGGCGAAUACGGUGCGACAAGGCAUUCAGAAACACGUCGACAAAUUCAACCUUCUGCCAAAGCGGAAACACCGACAUCCACAGCGCCCUCAAUCUCAAGAGUCACAGCAGUUGCACACAGUCUUACACCAGCCUCAACAUUUGCAGAUACCCCAAGACAACAAAGAACACGAUGCCGGUCCAGCUUACACAUAUUCUCCUCAAAAUCCGGGAAGAGUUCGAGAUGCUACUGCUAUUAGAAUCCCUGUUAGCGUUCUGAAUACCAGGUUUACCGAUCUCAGGAAUGAAGAGGACGACGAAGACGGAACAGGUGACCGUAUCUGGGGCCCGAGACCUGUUCCUGUUCCCGUCUCGUAUUACCGGCCCAAAGAACCUGUUACGGAAUUCCAGCCUCCUUACACAGAACCGCCACGAGACUUUGAGGACCAAGACACCCCAUUAAGACCUUUUGCGCAGCCUGGGAGGUUUGUGAAUCCAAACAGACAGGGACCGCCUUCAGAUGGCGUCACUUAUUAUUUUGAACUUCCGCCAUCCAAAAGAAUUUCAACGAUUGUAUCCAGGAAGCCAAGCAAACCCCUACGACCUCAGCCACAGACAGUACACACGAAAGAAGACACCUAUUACUUUGAGAAUCCCUUUGAUUCUUCCCCGGGCGCACCAAGGAGACCUGUCAUCCCUGUUAACAAACCCUCGAGUUUUUCCAGACGAACGGGCACCCUGAAACACCUGCCCACCUCUCGCCCGAAGAACGACGUAACAUACUACUACGAGCAGCCUCCGUUCACGCUCCUGCACCCCAAACCCAACAACUGGAAGAGCAACGCAGACCAUCUUGUCUUCGGGACAUCAACCAGCUCUUGGAACCGCAGGAAGGAGAACCAGAGGCCCACGACCUCCUUACCUGGCGUCGAACCUUCUUCCAAGUUUUCUAGCAACCACAAGUUCUUCCCUGCCACUAUCACACCGAAGCCGCAACUGAUGACCACGACUUCGAGCGAAGCAAAGGAGCACGGCGUCGCGGGGAAUAAGACGACGGACUUCGAGAUCAACGGCGGCGUUCCCGUGCGCUGGAUACCCGAAGAGGCCGAGGAAACGGAGGGAGACGGCAACGCGACGUAAUCAAGGCGAUGGUUAGGAAGGAUUUUAUUAAGGAAAGGCGUGAUGAUACGAGGCUCGAGAGUGAUAGAUGAACCUCGCACAAUCGGUGAAAAAGGGAAGGGGGCAGGAAAACGAAGGUAGUUGCCAAUUUAAAAGAGUGUAAAUACAAUUAUCUCAUACAUUCAAAACCGAUUUUUUGUAUGCUGUCAGGGAUAUGAAGUAUUUUAUUCAGUGAACUAAUCCAUGUUGUUAGCCAUAACCUUUCUCUUGUUAAACGUAUGAACACACUAUGGGCAUCAUAUUUAUAUAAGUUGAUAUUCUUUUAUGGAGUCUUACACAGGUAUUGUUGGGUGCUGAUGCAACAGUGCAUAUUCAUAUUGUUUGUGUCACUUGCUAGUGAUAUGUACAGUCAUUAUAUUUUACGGUGGACAA
Molecule: messenger RNA, 2179 nt
Organism: Penaeus chinensis
Lineage: Eukaryota; Metazoa; Arthropoda; Malacostraca; Decapoda; Penaeidae
Exons: 4
Coding region: 140-1768 (542 amino acids)
Source: RefSeq, a predicted model, not a curated record